AUGGGGACCUCUGUUUUGUUUGAAUCCAGGACUGAGAGACGAGUCUUCUUCUUCAUGCUUCUGCUCCUCUUUCUCUGCUUCUUUGGAGGAAGAUGUGAGCUCCAGGAACCCAAACCUUCGGCGCAGACAGACUUCCCAGGUGUCAAACCGUUCAACAGCGAACUGGAUGAGCCCCAAGCCUUCCCCGAUGAGGAGAGGGCCAACCUCCCUGUGUUCACCAUGGACUACCCUCGGAUCCAGGUCCCCUUCGAGUUCACACUCUGGGUCCUGCUGGCCUCUUUUGCCAAAAUUGGUUUCCACAUUUACCAUAAAAUCACCAUCUGGAUCCCAGAGUCCUGCCUCCUGAUUACCAUCGGCCUCAUCGUGGGCGCCAUCAUGCACUCGGUCAAAGAAGAGCCCCCCGCCGUGCUCACCUCCAACGUCUUCUUCCUCUACAUGCUGCCGCUCAUCGUCCUCGACAACGGCUACUUCAUGCCCACGAGGCCGUUCUUCGAGAACGCCGGCACGGUGCUGUGGUACGCCGUGGUGGGAACCCUGUGGAACAGUGUCGGCAUCGGGAUGUCCCUCUUUGCCAUCUGCCAGUUCGAGGUGUUUGGACUUCAGGAUAUCAACCUGCAGGAGAACCUGCUGUUUGCCUGCAUCAUCUCCACCGUGGACCCCGUUGGUGCUCUGAAUGUGUUUGAGGACAUCGGGGUCAACGAGCAGAUGUACAUAGUCAUAUUUGGAGAGGGGCUCUUCAACGACGCCGUCACUGUGGUCCUUUACAACAUGUUUACCUUUCUGGCCGGCCUGCCCGUCGUUGAAUCCGCCGAUGUGUUCCUGGGAACGGCCCGGUUCUUCCUGGUGGCGGCCGGAGGCAUCCUCUUUGGCCUCCUGUUUGGAUUCGUGGCCGCGUUCACCACCCGUUUCACCCACAACGUCCGUCAGAUCGAGCCCCUCUUCGUCUUCAUGUACAGCUACCUGGCAUACCUGUUGGCCGAGUGUUUCGCCAUCUCCAGUGUGAUGGCCAUUACAACCUGCGCCAUCACCAUGAAGUACUACGUGGAGGAGAACGUGUCCCAGAGGUCCUGCACCACCAUCCGCCACGUUGUCAAGAUGCUGGCCACCAUCUCCGAAACCCUCAUCUUCUUCUUCUUGGGCGUCGUUACCAUAACGACGGAGCACGAAUGGAACUGGGCCUACAUCCUGUUUACGCUGCUGUUCACCCUCAUCUGGAGAGGGAUUGGCAUCCUGGUCCUGACCCAGAUCAUCAACCCGUUCCGUACCAUCCCGUUCCACUUCAAGGACCAGUUUGGCCUCGCCUACGGAGGCCUGCGAGGGGCAAUCUGCUUCGCCCUGGUCUUCACCUUACCCGAUGACAUCAACAGGAAGAACCUGUUCGUCACAGCUACAGUCGCCGUUAUUAUAUUCACCGUUUUCAUACAGGGCAUCAGCAUCCGUCCAAUAGUAGAAUAUAUGAACAUCAGGAAAACCAACAAAGACCUGAACAACAUCAACGUGGAAGUUCACACCAGGAUGAUGGAUCACGUCCUCAGUGGUAUUGAGGACUUGUGUGGACAAUGGAGCCACUAUUACUGGAAAGACAAGUUCAAGAAGUUCAACGACCGUGUUUUGAGACGCAUCCUGAUCCGAGACAACCGGGCCGAGUCCAGCAUCGUGGCUCUGUACAAGAAGCUGGAGCUGCAGAACGCCAUCGGGUUACUGGACACACCUAUGGGCGACCUCAGUGCGGCACCCUCUAUCGUUUCUCUGCACGACGAGAGGAAGGAUGCAACUCGACCCAGGAAGAAGUUUCUGACUGCUGAUGUGAGGAAAAUGCACGACAUCCUGUCGAAGAACAUGUACAAGAUCCGACAGAAGACGAUGGCGUACACCAACAAAUACAAUCUGCCCGACGACAGCCUAACCAGGGAGAUUCUGAUCCGCCGCCACGCCAGCAUCAGACGCAGCGUUCGUGCUGAGAGUUUCCGCGAGCUGCCUUCACAAAACAUCCCCAGGUCUCAGAGGUACUACUCCCUCCAACCAGGAGGAGAUCUAGAGAAGGCCUUCCCCCUCAGAAGACGAAAUCACGGUGGAAGUGGAGACGUGGAUUUCUCAGCUCAGACACCGCGCUCCUCAUCCCGCUCUCUGGUCCCCAUGAGGAGGUUGAACACCAUCAUGGAGACUGGAAAAGCAGGGGAGCAGCUAGUUUCUUCUGCCCAGCUACACUCACCUCCUCCUGGGGUGGAUGGUUCGGACGAGAGGGGUCCUGGAAGUCUGGAGGGUUCAAGCCUCGACUCAGUUCCUGCAGACUUGAGUCGUCUCUCGGAUCGGGUAGACGGAGAGGAAGACCCCGCUGACUCUGAACCUGCAGGAGAACCAGUGCGACCACCCCAGCUACCUCCACCUCGUGGCUGGGUACCCGAAGACCAGGACCCCAGAGAACAGGAGACGGGGAACCCUUUACUGAGACACUUAUCACACGGCUGCUUCCUCAUCACAGUGGACCUCUUCAGUUUCCUGAUGCCUCCCCAGGAUGUGGACCGUUCCUCCUUCAAGAUGACACUGAUCUUGGGCUACACUGUCUUCCUGCUCAUCAUGAACGACCUGCUGCCCGUCACUGGAAACACCAUACCUCUCAUUAGUGAGUGUUAUUAA
Molecule: messenger RNA, 2637 nt
Organism: Anoplopoma fimbria (sablefish)
Lineage: Eukaryota; Metazoa; Chordata; Actinopteri; Perciformes; Anoplopomatidae
Product: sodium/hydrogen exchanger 2-like
Exons: 14
Coding region: 1-2637 (878 amino acids)
Biological process (GO): sodium ion transport; regulation of pH; proton transmembrane transport
Cellular component (GO): membrane
Molecular function (GO): sodium:proton antiporter activity
Source: RefSeq, a predicted model, not a curated record